Brassica oleracea var. oleracea is the source of this 819-nucleotide messenger RNA. RefSeq names its product MIP18 family protein At1g68310-like. The record is from RefSeq and is a predicted model, not a curated record. NCBI's taxonomy places the organism in Eukaryota, Viridiplantae, Streptophyta, Magnoliopsida, Brassicales, Brassicaceae. The transcript is spliced from 6 exons. Gene Ontology annotation, biological process: iron-sulfur cluster assembly. Bases 136 to 612 code for a protein of 158 amino acids.
GUUAUCCCAAUUUACAAAGUGAUCCCUUAUUACUUUGUUUUGGUUGGCCAAAAAGAAAAAAAGUGGAGAGUCACACCAGCGUCUUCGUCUUCUAUCAAACUCCUCUCCCUAAUCGAAUUGCGCCAAAGAAAAAUAAUGGUAUCUGGGUUAAUAAACGAGAACCCAACUGUGUACGAGAGAAAAGAGCGUCGUGUUCGUACCGAUUCCACCAACUCCGAUGAGUUCUCCGUAGAACCUAUCGAUCAGCUCGAGAUUUUUGAUCAUAUAAGAGAUAUAAGAGAUCCAGAGCAUCCUUAUUCUCUUGAACAACUCAAAGUUCUAACUGAAGACUCUGUUGAAGUUGAUGAUCUCAAGAGUUAUGUCAGGGUUACAUUCACUCCAACGGUGGAACAUUGUAGCAUGGCAACCAUUAUUGGUCUUUCUGUCCGGGUUAAACUUAUGCGCAGCCUUCCUCCUCGUUACAAGAUUGAUAUAAGGGUAGCACCCGGUUCUCAUGCAACAGAGGCUGCACUCAAUAAGCAACUAAACGACAAGGAGCGUGUGGCGGCUGCACUAGAGAAUCCAAACCUCGUGGAGAUGGUUGAUGAAUGUCUAUCUCCAUCAUUUGAAUGAUGCUUGAUGCUCUCAACGUACACUAUAUCAUAAUAUGUCUCUGCUCUUGUCCGCGAAGAUUUUGAUUCACUAGGACUUUGUGUUCAGUUUCGAUCCUGUUAAAGACUGAGGAUUUAUUCACAGAACAAUAUAUUGAUUUUGUCUCAUUGUUUCCAUCUUAAAUCACAUUCCUUUCACUACUGAACUUGUCACACACUUGUUCUCUUA